Molecule: messenger RNA, 1519 nt
Organism: Osmerus eperlanus (European smelt)
Lineage: Eukaryota; Metazoa; Chordata; Actinopteri; Osmeriformes; Osmeridae
Product: transmembrane protein 150A-like
Exons: 8
Coding region: 513-1430 (305 amino acids)
Source: RefSeq, a predicted model, not a curated record
GAUGGGCACCGCCAGCACGGGCACGGUGCACCACGGAGGAAUGCCCCCUCCCACGCGUGUUAAAAGUCCUACCUGGAACAUAUUAAAUUGAAGACUAAGGAUGAAAAUAAUACAUGAUGAAAGUGUACAGUAAAUGUAAGUGACUGAAGAAAAACAAGGGGAGAAAAAAUCCAGAGAACGUGAAGAAGAAGAAAAGGGAGAAUUCUCACUUCGGAGGGCGGAGUUAAGCGCAACAGCUGGCUCUUUUUAAAACGUGUUCCAUAAAACUGGUACAUAACAGGCAAUCGUCUUUUGUAAAUAAUCGGAGACUAAGGAACAAUUUCAAAAUCUGGUAUCGCAAGUAGUACAAGUAUGCAAAAAACGUUUUUGCUAAACGGUUUACAAUAGAAAUACAAUACGUCCGAUUUCUGGAAUAUGAUCUGGGACUUUCAUUGGGUUUUGAAGGUUUCUUUUGGUGGGUUUCGGGGAGUUUGACAUCCUAAAGAGAGAUAGGCUACAUCAUUAUGGACUGAAUGAGCCACUCACCUCAGACGUCUGUGAGGAGGGAGAGAGAAGAACUGGACAUCAAUCUUGUUGUCGGGAGAGACUGUGACUUGGAGACUUGCAACAUGUCCAUGUGGAUGAUCUUACCAGUGAGUCUACCAGUCUUCACCAUCACUGGAAUAUGGGUUGUAUAUGCCUUGGCCCUGUACAACCAGCAUGUGUGCUCUGUGGACAACUGGUCUUACAACCAAUCAUGUGAAGAGAAGCUAUCAGUCCAGAGGGGCCCAGUCUUGUGCUGCACAGUAGACAACAUACCACUCAUCAGUAAGUGUGGGACUCUGCCUCCCGAGAGCUGCUUCUUCAGCCUGAUCUGCAGCACGGGGUCCUUUAUAGUGAUGAUGAUUGGUCUGCUGAGGUAUGCCCUUGUCAUAGAGAAACACCAGAACUGUCUUCUCAACACGGCCAGUCUCUCCACUGGCUGGAUCUGUGCUACAGGCCUCAUCAUGGUGGGAAACUUUCAGGUUGACUUUGCCAAAGUCCUCCACUACGUGGGUGCUGGGGUGGCUUUCCCCACCAGUGUGCUGUUUGUGUGCCUACAAUCCGCCCUGACUUACCGGUUAGCAAAAACCCAGGGAGAAUACAACAUGGGCCACCUGCGUGUGGGAAUGACUCUGCUAGCUUUCGUUUCACUUGUGCUCAGUGGAGUCUUUUUUGUCCAGGAAAGCUACGCUCUGCAGCACGCCUCUGCCAUAUUCGAGUGGCUCUUCUGCAUGAUCAUCAUGCUCUUUUAUGGGACGUUUGCCUUUGAGUUCAGAGGCAUGUCUGGGGACACCCUGAUGGUCCUGGCCAGAGGUGGAGGGGUCCGGGUCUUAUCCAGCUCCGACCACAAGGUAGAAGUAACAGGGGGAUCAAACCACCACCAGCAAGAGACUCUGAGCAUGAUGUAGCCUAUCCAGAGGAAUUUGCAAUGCUCCAGACCAAUCACGUAUAAGCUGAAGGAUGGGUUGGUGGACAGUAUACAUACAAGAUGGAGGAU